Molecule: messenger RNA, 848 nt
Organism: Podarcis muralis (Common wall lizard)
Lineage: Eukaryota; Metazoa; Chordata; Lepidosauria; Squamata; Lacertidae
Product: spermatogenesis-associated protein 9-like
Source: RefSeq, a predicted model, not a curated record
UGCACACAUGUAUGGCAUAUUGUCAUACAUAUAUGUCAGAAGACCAGAUUAGGCUAAAUUCAGGAGCUGUAGAUAGACACCAGGGCAUGCAGGAUGUCUUUCAGGCCAAUUGGCUGGAUAUGUGGACAGCUGGUCAACAAAUUUGCUGGACAAGCCCAGAUAAUACAGAGACUCUUCUUGGAAAUUAUAGAUGAGAUUAGGGAUGAAUUCCCCAAUUUACUGAGACUGACAAGCUCAAACCAGGACGGCAAUCGCACCGUGCAGGGGUCUAGGUCUGUUGUGGCGAGAGUGUUCUCUUCCGCUCAUGCGGUAAUGAUUAGGCAUGGGCUAGGUCAUCUCUCCCGCUCUUCAAAAUCAAUUGCUAAAUUCGUGCAGCCACACCUCAUUCAAAAAUUAGCAGGGCUGCAUAGGCUAUCACAUUGUCUCUUGCAGAAACUGAAUGCUCCCAAACAACCUCUUUAUAAAUUGAAGGAAAAAUCCAUAUUCCUUUAUGAUGUCCUUUCCUAUCCAACGAAGACCGCCCUCACUGGUGUAAUGUGCAUUUCUUAUGCAGCACUAAUUUAUCUGGCAGUCUCCAUUAAUAAAGCACUGGGAAGAAUUAAAAGCAUAACUGAAACAAAAAAGAGCUCCAGGGAAAGCAGCAGCGAUGGUCUCGAUGCAGAUGGAUUUCCCAGAGUCAAGGAAAUGGCAAACGGCUCUGCAACUUCCUCCACACACCAGGUAUCUUCAGAGUUGACUAUUAAGGAAUCACCAAGCAGAGGAAGCAUCCAAACACUACUUUUGGCAAUAGAUAAAGAAAAUGAAGAAUAAUGCUCCCUUGUACCCAAUAAAUGUAAAGGCACCCCUGA